Molecule: messenger RNA, 876 nt
Organism: Triplophysa dalaica
Lineage: Eukaryota; Metazoa; Chordata; Actinopteri; Cypriniformes; Nemacheilidae
Gene: nudcd2
Product: NudC domain containing 2
Exons: 4
Coding region: 144-617 (157 amino acids)
Biological process (GO): protein folding
Cellular component (GO): cytoplasm
Source: RefSeq, a predicted model, not a curated record
AGAAGACACUUCACGAUAGUACCAGAAUGUUAAGGAAAGAAAUGCACUGGAGUGACUGUAAUAACAGGUGUAAUUGUGACUAAUUCACUUCUUUUGCGAUAUCAAACAAGCUGCGUUUAUGAGAGAGCGCUCGGAGCAGCAUUAUGUCAUUAAAUUUUGAUGAGAGGAGCGGUGAAGUGCCAUGUAAAACAGCAUGGGGCUCAUGGUAUCAGACUAUGGAAGAGGUUUUCAUCGAAGUCAAUGUUCCUCUUGGUACUUCAGCUAAAGACGUCAAGUGUAACAUCGGCAGCAAACAGAUUGAGCUUCAUGUCAAAAGCCAACAAAUAUUCAAGGGAAAGCUGUUUGGAUCCACAGUCAGCGAUGAAGCUAUGUGGACGUUAGAGGACAAGAAAUUGAUCCGGAUCGUUCUUAUGAAAACAAAUCGAGAGGCUGGGAACUGCUGGCAGUCUCUGUUGGAGGGAGAGUAUGCAGCGGACCCAUGGGUGCAGGACCAGAUGCAGAGGAAACUCACACUGGAAAGGUUUCAGAAAGAGAAUCCUGGAUUUGACUUCAGUGGGGCAGAGAUUUCUGGAAACUUUCAUGGUGGUGGACCGGAUUUCUCCAAUUUGCAAAAAUGAACCAAUUUAUCUACUGAUAUAUUUUCAGUCACUUCGAAGAGUUAUUUGUUGUUUGCUUGCUAAGAACAAAAAGCAUAUGACACCAGGCUGUUGAUAAAGCCAAAAUCAUUCACAAGCAGCCUUUUGAUUAAAGUCUUUCUAUGGCAGUUCAUGGCAGGUUUUGUUUUUGUAAUUGAAAAGUUGUUUUAGAAGACUGUUGAAUCAGCUCUUUGGUGUUUUUGCGCUUCUGUGUCAAUGUUAUUAAAGGAGAGCAACACAA